Messenger RNA from Asparagus officinalis (garden asparagus), 1767 nucleotides. Its product is annotated as ATP synthase subunit beta, mitochondrial. Gene Ontology annotation, molecular function: proton-transporting ATP synthase activity, rotational mechanism; ATP binding; ATP hydrolysis activity. The record is from RefSeq and is a predicted model, not a curated record. The transcript has 9 exons. The annotation marks the transcript as partial. Lineage: Eukaryota; Viridiplantae; Streptophyta; Magnoliopsida; Asparagales; Asparagaceae. Gene Ontology annotation, biological process: proton transmembrane transport; proton motive force-driven mitochondrial ATP synthesis.
GCGUCCAAGGGCCCCGCUCCCAGCGGGAAGAUCACCGAUGAGUUCACCGGAGCUGGAUCGAUCGGAAAGAUCUGCCAGGUCAUCGGUGCCGUCGUCGACGUGAGGUUCGAUGAGGGGCUGCCUCCGAUCUACACGGCGCUCGAGGUUCUGGAUCGGGAGGAGAGGUUGGUUCUCGAGGUCGCACAUCAUUUGGAGGAGAAUGUUGUGAGGACGAUCGCUAUGGAUCUCACUGAUGGGCUCGUUCGAGGAGGGAAGGUCUUGAACACUGGAUCUCCGAUCACUGUGCCUGUUGGUCGCGCAACUCUUGGACGCAUCAUGAAUGUUAUUGGAGAACCCAUUGAUGAGAGGGGUGAUAUCAAAACAAACCACUUCCUGCCCAUCCAUAGAGAACCCCCCUCUUUUGUUGAGCAGGCUACUGAGCAGGAGAUCCUUGUUACUGGAAUUAAGGUUGUUGAUCUUCUUGCACCUUACCAGAGAGGAGGAAAAAUUGGGUUGUUCGGUGGUGCUGGUGUAGGAAAGACGGUGCUUAUUAUGGAACUGAUCAACAAUGUUGCUAAAGCUCAUGGUGGUUUCUCUGUCUUUGCUGGUGUUGGAGAACGUACCCGUGAAGGGAAUGACUUAUACAGGGAAAUGAUGGAGAGUGGGGUCAUUAAGCUAGGAGAGAAGCAGAGUGAGAGCAAAUGUGCUCUUGUUUAUGGGCAAAUGAACGAGCCCCCUGGUGCCCGUGCUCGUGUUGGACUGACUGGACUGACAGUCGCUGAGCACUUCCGUGAUGCUGAAGGGCAAGAUGUGCUUCUGUUCAUUGAUAACAUCUUCCGUUUCACCCAAGCAAACUCUGAAGUGUCUUCUCUUCUUGGGCGUAUUCCAUCUGCUGUCGGUUACCAACCAACACUAAGUACCGAUAUCGGAGGGCUCCAAGAAAGGAUUACGACGACAAAGAAGGGUUCCAUCACCUCUGUACAAGCUAUUUAUGUGCCUGCUGAUGACUUGACAGAUCCUGCUCCAGCUACUACCUUUGCCCAUCUUGAUGCAACAACUGUGUUGUCUAGACAGAUCUCGGAGCUGGGCAUUUAUCCUGCUGUGGAUCCCCUUGAUUCUACAUCUAGAAUGCUUUCUCCCAAUGUUUUGGGAGAAGAGCACUACAAUACUGCUCGUGGCAUUCAGAAGGUUCUCCAGAACUACAAGAAUCUUCAAGAUAUCAUCGCAAUUUUGGGAAUGGAUGAGCUUAGUGAAGAAGAUAAAUUGACUGUUGCUCGUGCUCGAAAGAUCCAGCGAUUUUUGAGCCAGCCUUUCCAUGUUGCCGAAGUUUUUACAGGUGCACCUGGAAAGUAUGUGGAUAUUAAAGAAAGUGUCAAAAGCUUCCAGGGUGUUCUUGAUGGAAAAUACGAUGACCUACCAGAGCAGUCCUUUUACAUGGUUGGAGGAAUUGAGGAGGUUGUUGCCAAGGCUGAGAGGCUUGCAAAAGAGAACGCCUAAAGGGGAUGUCAAGUUCCAGCUGAUGUAAUAAUAUUAAAAUUGAUGAAUUUGGAUGUUUCCUACAUCCAAAAGGAGAUUUUUAUUUUUGAGGUCACGAAACAUUGAUCUUUUUUUGCUUUACUGUUCGUGUUGGUUGUAGGUUUUCAUUUUGAGGGAAACUGUGCCUGAGCUUUUUUGCCCGGCUUUUUUGCCCAAUAAGAAUGCGGACAUUGUGUUUAUUUUAAGGCAUGUGUAUCAAGGACGUGUCUUUCAAUUAUAAAUAUAUGCACUCAAUGAUGCUUUUGUGGUCCA